AUGGAAAAGUUAAUGGUGCUGGACGGUGACUUUGAAGCUCAACUACGUCGCAAUUUGGGCCAAAAAGAGAAUUUGGAUAGCGCUUUCGCGCUACAAGCUCUCCGGGAUAACCAGUACGCCGUGUACAAGACGCACUUGGAUUAUCUGCGCGCUGGCGCUCAGAUAAUAAGAACCAACACAUACAGAGCGUCCUUAGAUUCCAUUAAAAAACAUUUACAUGUUCCUGAAAGUCCGCCAAUGUUGCACAUAGCCGUACAGUUGGCCAAACAGGCCUUGUUUAAAUAUCACGAGGAGACGGGUCCAGUUAAAAAUCGAUCCCGACCUUUAGUGGCCGGUUGUCUCAGCAGUUAUGCUUCGACUUUCGAAGAUGAAACUAAUGGUUUCAAACAUACUACAAAUUCCGUAUUCAAAUUCCUGAGUUGGUAUCAUCGACAGCGUGUACAACAGUUAUUGAAAUUUGGCGUCGAUAUCUUGGCAUUCGAGUCUAUACCUUGUAUGAGGGAGGUGAAAGCGAUAAUUGAGGUGCUGAAGUUGUAUUUAAACGCUCGCAUAUGGAUCACGUUCUCAUGCCAGCCGAAUGGACUUUUAUUGGACGGAACAUCCUUUGAAAAAGCAGCUACGUACUGUUGUAAUACUCUGCCCACUCAAAUUUAUGCAAUCGGUGCCAAAUGUUCCUUGCCUAACUCGAUGAAAUUCUUAAUGCGGGAGAUCAACGACAAGAGAUAUUUAAAAAUUCCGUUUGUGUUUUAUGUUGACAAAUGUCAUUUUUCUACUACGGAAGCGAAUGGUGCAUCUAUUAUUGCGCCGCAGAACAAUUUCAUGAAGGAAUUGUUUGACUGCGGAGUACGUUACAUCGGCGGUGGUACCAACACUGUCGCGGAAGACAUAAGGGAGAUUCGUAAACAAGUAGACAAUUACUGCCCUUCCAAAAAGAAAAUCACUUUACUCAAUUCAUACUCCAACCAAAAUACGCUAAAUCAUUCGAAGUUAUAA
Messenger RNA from Odontomachus brunneus, 993 nucleotides. Its product is annotated as homocysteine S-methyltransferase YbgG-like. The record is from RefSeq and is a predicted model, not a curated record. The transcript has a single exon. Gene Ontology annotation, biological process: S-methylmethionine cycle. NCBI's taxonomy places the organism in Eukaryota, Metazoa, Arthropoda, Insecta, Hymenoptera, Formicidae. Bases 1 to 993 code for a protein of 330 amino acids. Gene Ontology annotation, molecular function: S-adenosylmethionine-homocysteine S-methyltransferase activity.